AUGUCCCAUGAAUCAUUUGUCCGACUAUGUGCUCAUUUUAGAGUAAACUACACGUUAAAGGAUAACAAACAUGUGUCGAUUGAGGAGAAGAUGACUAUGUUUUUUAUGAUGAUCGGUUAUAACCAACGUUAUGUGAUUAUCAAGCAGAGAUUUCAACACUCAAAGCAAACAAUUCAUAAGUUUUUUCAUGAAGUAUUGGACAAAACGUUGCUUUUCGUACAUGACAUUAUAAUACCAACUUCUUUUAAUUCAAAUCCAAAUAUUUUGGGACAUAAUAGGAGGCUACGACGGGUGUUCAAGGGAGCAGUUGGUGCACUUGAUGACACUUUGAUAUAUGUUAUUGUCCCUACAAACAAACGAGAUUUAUAUAGAAGUGGGGGAAAAGACGAUUGUUACCAAAAUGUAUUGACAAUAUGUGACUUCAACAUGAUGUUUAUGUUUGUUGUGACCGAUUGGGAAGGAAUAGCACACGAUUCUAGAAUUUUAUCAGAAGCAUUAGCAAAUCCACAUGCACUAUUCCCGCUUCCACCACCAGAUAAAUAUUAUCUUUGUGAUGUCGCCUAUGCAAACAUUCGAGGUUUUAUGGCACCGUACCGUAAUAUGAGGUAUUGGCUUGGAGAUUUCCAUCGAAGACGUGCAUUAACGAAUAAAGAAAAAUUUAACCAUGCACACGCAAAACUUCGGAAUGUCAUUGAGCGUGAUUUUGGUGUCUUGGAAGAAUGA
Lactuca sativa (garden lettuce) is the source of this 723-nucleotide messenger RNA. RefSeq lists its product as uncharacterized. The record is from RefSeq and is a predicted model, not a curated record. NCBI's taxonomy places the organism in Eukaryota, Viridiplantae, Streptophyta, Magnoliopsida, Asterales, Asteraceae.